GAGCUAACGCCGACGCCCGCCGCCUCAACCGCCCGGCUGGAAACAUCAACCACCUCAAUUUCGGUCGGUCUCAGAGUCGUGCAAGCAAGCCCCUCUCGUCCUCGGCCAGCCAUCUGCAUUAUGGCAUGCCUUUCGAGUGCUAAAUAGACGGAGAAUCGCAUUCCAAGGUUUGGCAUUUCGUAAUUCCUCCACCCUCAUCUGGUCCACUUUGCGAUUUUCUCUGCAGCCGGCCCGGGUCAAGAAGCCUUGCCGUGGUCACUCUUUGGGAUUCCCCUGAGCCGCUUCUGUUGCGCGUCGCGCAUCUCGGCUCGACCAGGGCAAGCUGUCCACGAUGCGCCUCAACGAGCUUGCCUCGUUGCUUUUUGCAGUUGCUGCCAUUCUCGCACCUUGUCACUCUUUACCAUUGAUUGAGCCUCGGUUGCCGCGAACAGUCGUCUUGGCGCCGAGAGCAACAUACUCGGUUGUCCCCAUAAACGGAGGGGGCUCCAGUUCCGGUUCCGGCUCCGGCUCCGGCUCCGGCUCCGGGGGCUCGGGAAAUUCUGGCGGGUCCGGUAGUUCGGGCUCGGGCUCAGGUUCAGGCUCAGGAAAUGGAUCGGGCGGCUCAUUCACUGUGGUAAAAACCGUGAUCGAGACUCCUCCGCCAAAGACGUCUCUAGAGACAAUCUAUGUGUCGUCGCCACCAAAAACUACCGACCACAUCACAGACACUCUCGUUGUCACCAAAACGGUGUCGGUCGUCGACAUCAAGCCACAACCAACAACUACCACCACUGUCACCCGCCAGGAGCCUCUAUCAACAUCAUCGUUGCUACCCGCCACAUCAAAGGUGCAGUUGGAGACGGUCUCGUCAUCAAGCUCUACGAUAUUAUCCACAACAUCUACACCAACAUCUACGCCAACGCCAACAACAACGCCAAUAACAACUACGCCAACAACAACUACGCCAAUAACUCCAACAACAACUCCAACAACAACGCCAACCUCAAUUCCCGCUACGACCUCUUCAAGUGGUGCGCUCUUAGUUUCGCAGACGACAUCUCUGUCUGUUACGCCAUUCACCACAUUUCCCGAACCCGUUCCCACCACCACGGCAUUUAGCAUCAGUACCAGCAGCAGCUCAAGUUUCGACGACGGCCUUUGGCACACGACAUAUCCUCCGUGGAACGGGACUACCCUUGUGCGCCGCUCUUCUCGGCCCAGACCUUGGCGUCUUGCAUGAUCGUGUACGCGUGUGGGCAUGCGCAUGUGUCCUCUCCCAUUUUUUUCUUUCCUACAUGUUUUCCCUACUUUUAUUGCAGAGGAGGAACAAGGCCUUGGUCAAGGCUCAAUGACCAACAAUAAUACACUGCAUGGCAUGGGGCUAAUUUCUAAUGAGCCCGGAAUUGACCGGAAAAACGCGGACCAAGAGCUGGAAAGCGUUGGCAGCAGAAGUCUGCUCGGGACCUUGGCAUGGGAUCAUCUCAUCAUGUACGAUCACCGCAUAGGUAGAUUUUUUAAAUCUUUCUUGGUUAAAAAAUAGAAAGAACAUUCC
Lasiosphaeria miniovina is the source of this 1531-nucleotide messenger RNA. RefSeq lists its product as uncharacterized. Bases 332 to 1219 code for a protein of 295 amino acids. The transcript has a single exon. The record is from RefSeq and is a predicted model, not a curated record. Lineage: Eukaryota; Fungi; Ascomycota; Sordariomycetes; Sordariales; Lasiosphaeriaceae.